Caretta caretta (loggerhead turtle) is the source of this 2442-nucleotide messenger RNA. RefSeq names its product URI1 prefoldin like chaperone (gene URI1). The record is from RefSeq and is a predicted model, not a curated record. Gene Ontology annotation, molecular function: chromatin binding; phosphatase inhibitor activity; transcription corepressor activity. Lineage: Eukaryota; Metazoa; Chordata; Testudines; Cheloniidae. Gene Ontology annotation, biological process: negative regulation of transcription by RNA polymerase II; negative regulation of phosphatase activity.
AGCCGGCCGGGCGGGCGGGAGGAGGAGGCGGCGCGGCAGCGGCUGGGCUCAAGCUGCUCGUGCUCUCCGGCCCCUCGGCGCAGCUGGUCCCGGGCGCAGGCGGUGGCGCGGCCCAGAAUGCGAGUGUGAGAUGCUUCCCCCGGCAGCGGCUCCCCGGGCCCAGGCGGCGGCGGUCCCCGCGUGGAUGCGGCUCCGGAGCCGGCGCUUCACGCUGCACAAACAUUUCUAUAGGACUCAUUCGCCUUGCUGAGGAGAGCGGCCCGGCCCGCGCCCCCGCCAGCCCCUGCCCCCGCCCGGGCCAUGCAGGCCCCCGGCACAGCCUCGCCGCUCAGCGCCGCGCAGGUGGGCCGCCUGCGGGAGGAGCAGGGAAAGGUGGUCACUAGCUGCCAAGAAAAAAUCCAGCACUGGAGGAAGGUGGAGAAUGAUUAUGAGGCUCUUCAAGAACGUCUCAAUACGUUGCCUGAUAAACUGUCUUAUGAUAUCAUGGUACCUUUUGGUCCCCUUGCCUUCAUGCCAGGAAAACUUGUCCAUACCAAUGAGGUCACUGUUCUGCUUGGGGACAACUGGUUUUCCAAAUGCUCAGCUAAGCAGGCCAUUGGCCUGGUUGAGCACAGGAAAAAACACGUAAGGAAAGCACUGGAUGAUUUGCAAAAAGUCAUGAAGAAUUUUGAAUCCAGAAUUGAAUUCACAGAAGAUUUGCAGAAGAUGAGUGACGCAGCAGGUGAUAUUGUUGAUAUAAGAGAAGAAGCUGAAAAUGAUGGCACUGAAACAAAAGGAAAACGCAGAACUGCUCACAAGCCUCAUUCAAAGCCAAAAGUGUCAGAUGUUUUUGAGGUACAUUUUCAAGAAAAUGGGACAGAUACAAAGUCCAAGGGCUGUUCCCAAUCUGAGGAGGAACUGUGGGCCCGAUUGGAAGAGCUUGAGAGACGAGAAGAGAUGCUGGGUGAAUUUGACAGGACACCUGAUACAACUGAGGCAAAUGGAGAAGAUACAACCUCCUCUGAAGAGGAGAAAGAAGAUAAGACAGAUCUGAAUGUGGUACACAGAGUGGAAGACUCUACUACUCAGGACAAUGUACAGAAAGCAGUAACAAAUUCAGAAUUGUUCAGUGGUCAAGUUAAUGGCCCAAGUCAUUAUCACAGUGAUGAUGAAGAUGAUUUAGCAGUUGAUCAUUUUGUACCAACUAUAUUUUUCUCUCAUACUGUUGAACCUAAAAGGGUAAGAAUAAACACAGGAAAAAAUACUACUUUGAAAUUUAGUGAAAAGAAAGAAGAGGCCAAACGUAAAAGGAAGAAUAGCAAUGGCAAUGGACACUUGGCUCCAGAACUGCCUAACAUCAAAACACCAGCAGACAUUUACCGAGUCUUUGUUGAUGUUGUGAAUGGAGAAUAUAUCCCUCGUAAAUCAAUUUUGAAGUCCCGAAGCAGAGAGAAUAGUGUUUGUAGUGAUACCAGUGAGAGCAGUGCUGCUGAGUUUGAUGACAGACGAGGAGUUCUGAGGAGUAUUAGCUAUGAUGAAGCUACUUACAGUGACAACAGUGAGGGGAUCUUGGAGGAGGAAGAGGAAGAGGGGCAGGAGCAUCUUCCAAAAAAACUUUCAACCUUAUCAGGGACAUUUGAGGCUUUUUCUGGAACUGUUAUAGAAAAAGAGCCUUUGUCUCCCUUAAUACUACACCCAAGCAUUGCUCACCCUGUCCUGCCUACCAUUCCGGAGCGAAAAUCAGAGGAAGUUCUGUCUGAGGCAUCAGAAGAAACUACAAAGAGGAUUUCAAAAUUCAAAGCUGCCAGAAUGCAACAGACAAACUAGGCCCUGCUGCCUACACAUUGAAAGUUUGAAUAUUAACGCUUAGUUUCACAUUUGUUGAGAUUAUGUAAAACUAUGUGCAUUACGCCUAGUUAGUAAAAAGGUAUCUUAUGUUAAUUUGGCAUUGUUUAUCUUAAUAGACCUCUAUUGGUGAUAUUUAAAAAAAAAAUGUUUGAACACUUCAAUAUUCAGUUUAUUUUGUCAAUUUCCCUGUAUGUGGUCAGCACCUUUGUAUAUGUUUGCCUUAUGAUAACAGCACUUGGAAUUAUUUUUCAAAGAUUUCUCUUCAUAUGCCAUUGGUUUUAUGUUUAAACCUAAAUAUACAGGCAGUUUUGUACCAGCUGUGAUGUCCUACUUACCAUCUGGACAGUUUUAAAGAAACUUUUCAAAUUUCAAAUUGAUUCAACAAUUAUAUUUCAUUACUUGCUUUAGCAUUUUAAGACACUCUUGUAUCCACAUUGUUGUAGGUACCUGCUAAAAUUCAGGUUUUUUUCCUUCUAUUGAACCUCUCUGAUAUCUUACUGUACAGAUCUCUAAAACAGAAUGCUGUGUUCAUGUACACUGAAGGGAAGUUUCUUUCAUGGAAAAUGGUAUUUUGUAAAAUUAAACUUUUCAAGUAAAAACAAAGCUGUGACUUUU